AGGGGGAGAGCGUGAGGCGGGUGAGCUCAUUCGACGCGCGGAGGCGGCCAGGCAGGAAGGAAGGAGCUGGUGAUGGAGAUCCCCUUCUACCACGACGAGGGGCAAGGGGACAAAGCGGAGAACAACCAUAUUGUGGGGACGACAAGCACAGGGGGAGCUCUUCCUCUUCCGUCAACAAGCCGGGAAGCGGAAGCAGGCCCUUCGCUGCUCUCUUCGCCGGAUUUGGGCCUGCUCAAGCUGGCCUCGCCGGAGCUCGAGCGCUUGAUUAUCCAAUCCAACGGGUUGGUCACCACCACGCCGACAGGGGGCGCGAGCGGAAGCGGUGGCGGCGCGACCGGAAGUGCCUCAGGAUUUCCUUUCCCCAAAGCGACAGAGGAGCAAGAGUUCGCGGCGGGCUUCGUGAAGGCCUUGGAGCAUUUACACCACCAGGGGCAGCAGCAGCAGCAACAUCCGGGCGCUGCGUCGGCCUCGUCCAAUCCGGAGCAGGCGCCGGUCUACGCCAACUUGAGCCCCUUCGGAGCCUUUGACGGCCCGCCCUUUCCGGCCCCGCUGAAGGACGAGCCCCAGAUCGUGCCGGAAGUGGCCAGCUUCGGCGGGGGAGGCGGCGCCGCGCUCCCGCUCUCCCCGGACAGCCCCCCGCUCUCUCCCAUCGACAUGGACACCCAGGAGCGCAUCAAGGCGGAGCGGAAGCGGCUCCGGAACCGCAUCGCGGCCUCCAAGUGCCGGAGGAGGAAGCUGGAGCGCAUCUCCCGCCUGGAGGAGAAAGUCAAGAGCCUCAAGAGCCAGAACACCGAGCUGGCCUCCACCGCCAGCCUCCUCCGCCAGCAGGUGGCGCAGCUCAAGCAGAAGGUGCUCAGCCACGUCAACUCCGGCUGCCAGCUCCUCCCCCGACAGCAGGCGGCGCCUCAGAGCCACCCCGUGCCGGCCUACUGAGCCUGCGCCCCCGACCUGGACGGACCAAGGGACCCGCCGUGCCUCCCUCCCUGGCUCCCCCGGCCCGGCGGGGAAGGCCGAAGGGAGCGCUUCGGACUCACGGAUCGACACCCAAAGAGCCUCCCGCGUUGUUUGGGGGAAGGAGGAAGGACUCUUCAUUGGCAGAGUGAGCGCCAUCUCUAUCCCUAACAAGGAAAAGGAGGCCCCGAUGCAAUAAAAAAGGGGG
Messenger RNA from Anolis sagrei ordinatus, 1159 nucleotides. RefSeq names its product JunD proto-oncogene, AP-1 transcription factor subunit (gene JUND). Lineage: Eukaryota; Metazoa; Chordata; Lepidosauria; Squamata; Anolidae. Gene Ontology annotation, molecular function: DNA-binding transcription factor activity, RNA polymerase II-specific; RNA polymerase II cis-regulatory region sequence-specific DNA binding; transcription factor binding. Gene Ontology annotation, biological process: regulation of cell population proliferation; regulation of transcription by RNA polymerase II; regulation of cell cycle. Gene Ontology annotation, cellular component: transcription regulator complex. The record is from RefSeq and is a predicted model, not a curated record.